Messenger RNA from Oryzias latipes (Japanese medaka), 1590 nucleotides. Its product is annotated as peptidase M20 domain-containing protein 2. Gene Ontology annotation, molecular function: dipeptidase activity. NCBI's taxonomy places the organism in Eukaryota, Metazoa, Chordata, Actinopteri, Beloniformes, Adrianichthyidae. The record is from RefSeq and is a predicted model, not a curated record.
UGUUCAGGUGCACACUUUACAUGUGGCCUCAUGGAAAAAUUACAGCAAAUGAAAGACACCCUUCAGAUUCAUAUCGACUCCAUCCAAGAUGAGCUCAAUAGUCUGAGUCAAGACAUUUGGAGUCACCCCGAGCUUGCCGGUAACGAGACGAAAGCGCACGACAGACUGGUCCGUUUCUUCUCGCAGCGAGAUGGUGCGUGGACGGUGGAAAGCCACUUUAAACUACCGACCGCAUUCCGCGCGAGCUGGGGUCCAGUCGGCGGCGAGCCCAAAGAAGGGAACACCGUGCUCAACGUGGGCUUCCUGUGCGAGUAUGACGCGCUGCCGGACUUAGGACACGCGUGCGGGCACAACCUGAUAGCUGAAGUCGGUGCUGCGGCUGCUGUGGGCCUGAAAGCAGCUUUGGAUCGUCAAUCUGAACUCCCAGUGUCCGUGAAGAUAACGGUUUUAGGAACUCCUGCAGAGGAAGCUAUUGGAGGAAAGAUCGACCUCAUCCAAGCAGGGGCUUUCUCUGAUCUAGACCUUGUCUUCAUGGCUCAUCCAGCUCAGCAGGACGCCUCAUUCCUGCCCACUGUUACAAUCGAAGAGGUGACAGUGAAGUACCAUGGGAAAGCGUCUCACGCCUCGGCGUAUCCUUGGGAAGGGGUGAACGCUCUGGAUGCGGCUGUACUGGCAUACAACAACCUGUCUGCUCUCAGACAGCAGCUCAAACCAGAAUGGAGACUUCACGGCAUCAUCAAAAACGGAGGGGUGAAGCCCAACAUCAUCCCCGCCUAUGCAGAGCUGGAGUUUUAUCUGCGCACGCCGCUGCUCAAGGAUCUCCUCAACCUAAAGGCCAAGGCUGAGGCAUGUUUCAGGGCUGCUGCUCUGGCAACCGGCUGUCAGGUGGAGAUAAUCUAUCCUAGCCAUACUUAUUAUAACAUUUUGCCUAAUGCCACCCUGGCAAACCUGUAUGAGAGUAACGGAAAGACUUUGGGGAUUGAGUUUCCAGAGCAGCCUGACCUUUUCUCUGGUUCCACUGACUUUGGCAACGUAUCAUUCAUCGUUCCUGGCAUCCAUGCUUUCUUCUCCAUCGGCUCUGCAGCGUUGAACCACACGAAGGAAUACACUGAAGCAGCAGGAGCUGAAAAGGCCCAGCUGUUCACCCUGAGGACAGCCAAGGCUCUGGCUAUGACAGCUGUGGAUGUCGUGUGCCGCCCCGAUCUGCUCCAGCAAACGAGGGAGGACUUCAGUCGAGCCAAGCUGAAGCAGGAGAAGUGACUCCGGGGCGGGAAAGUGCUGCUCCAAGACAUGACUUGAGCGUGUUGCUUCACAGCCGUAGCAGGACUUUUGAUGAAUUGAGUCAUGAAACAACAACACAGUUGGGGGGAGAAUGGCUCUUAGUAAUCUAGAAGGAACGUCACUGGAUCAUAUUGAGGCUUUCUGCUGACUGGGAGGCUGGAUUUUUCAUUGUCUGUGACUUGUCAAGAAUAUCCCAUUGGAUAAUGAAGGAAAAAAGGUGCAGCAGAGGAGUAUUUAGCUUUAGAGAAUCUUCUGAUAAAUUGCUGAUUAUUGCUUAGCUGCCAGGCUUCACGGUCCUGCUUUCUGAAA